AUGUUCAGAUCCGUGUCAAGGACUAUCAAACCUGUUAACUGGUUUAAUGCUACCAGGUUAUAUUCAAUAGCGAAUAGCAAUACCGCCACUACCACUGCCUCAGCAUUGUCAACAUUAAAGUUGUCAUCAAAUGGUUCUAGAGACUUGUAUGCUAUUUUCAGAUUACACAAUUUGCCAUAUUUAGUAACUAAAGGUGAUAAAGUCUAUUUACCAUACAAACUAAAAAAUGCAUCUGUUGGUGACGUGUUAAAUUUAAACGAUGUGGUCACUUUAGGAUCUCCACAGUACACAUUGAACAUGAAAGAAGGCAUAUCAUCAGAGUUAUUUGAUUUGAAAGCUAGUGUUGUUGAAAUCACCAAGGAACCAAGAUAUCAGGUUGUCAGAAAGAAACAAAGAUGCAGAACGACAAAAACUAGCCAAGUGGAGCCUUUUCAGACUGUUUUAAUGAUCAAUGAAUUGAAAUUAAAAUAA
Messenger RNA from Candida dubliniensis CD36, 471 nucleotides. Its product is annotated as mitochondrial 54S ribosomal protein bL21m. Lineage: Eukaryota; Fungi; Ascomycota; Pichiomycetes; Serinales; Debaryomycetaceae. Gene Ontology annotation, molecular function: structural constituent of ribosome. The record is from RefSeq and is a predicted model, not a curated record. Gene Ontology annotation, cellular component: mitochondrial large ribosomal subunit; ribosome. The transcript has a single exon. The coding region runs from base 1 to 471 and encodes 156 amino acids.